UUUUCUUUACAAAUUAUUAAACAAAGCAUUGAGAGAAGAAGAUUUAUCAAAAGUUGAUACUUUAGGACCUUUUUGUGAUUUUCUUUGGAAUAGUCUUUCAUCAGAAAAUUUAAAAUCAAAAUAUCAAUUUACAGGUUUAGUUUAUCGUAGUGCUUCAUUAGAACUUGAUGAAAUUGAUGCUUACAAAAAUUCUAUUAAAAAAAAUCCUAAAGAAUGGCUUGGAUUUUCAUCAACAAGUAAAAAUCGUGCUUUAGCAGAAAUCUAUGAUGGAAAUACUCUUUUUAUUAUUAAUGUACCAUCACAAUCACAACAUUUAGAUAUAUCGACAAUAUCAAAUUUUCCUGUGGAAGAAGAAGUAUUAUUAGGAGCUUCAACUAGUUUUCAAAUUGAACAUGUUAAAUAUGAUGAAACUACUCGAAAACAUCAUAUUUAUCUUAGAAUUUUAUGGUAA
This is a messenger RNA of Rotaria sp. Silwood2, 451 nucleotides long. The record is from the annotation of a GenBank genome assembly. NCBI's taxonomy places the organism in Eukaryota, Metazoa, Rotifera, Eurotatoria, Philodinida, Philodinidae.